Messenger RNA from Cladophialophora yegresii CBS 114405, 1557 nucleotides. RefSeq lists its product as uncharacterized. The transcript has 5 exons. Gene Ontology annotation, biological process: transmembrane transport. Bases 1 to 1557 code for a protein of 518 amino acids. The record is from RefSeq and is a predicted model, not a curated record. Lineage: Eukaryota; Fungi; Ascomycota; Eurotiomycetes; Chaetothyriales; Herpotrichiellaceae. Gene Ontology annotation, molecular function: transmembrane transporter activity.
AUGAGUGUUAACAAACAGUCUGAGAUCGAGCGCAUGGCAUCACCUGCAGGCCCGUCCAGCACUGGGUCGACUUGGAACAAUUCCCAAGUCGAACACAGCGACGUUGAAAAAGCUCUGUCGAUCCAUGAGGGCAAAGAUGUCACAGCCACGGUAAACCAGACGGUCGACCCCGAUAUUGUCGACUGGGACGGCCCCGAUGACCCCGAGAACCCGUUGAACUGGCCGUCGAGGAAGAAGUGGGCAAAUAUCGCGUUCCUGUCGAUGAUCACGCUUUUGACACCAUUUGGCUCCUCGAUGUUAGCACCGGCCGUGCCACAGGUGAUGAGCGACUUCAACUCGGAGAGUGAAGCCCUGGCCUCGUUCGUGGUAUCCGUCUACGUCCUGGGCUAUGCAUUCGGCCCCCUUGUCAUAGCCCCAAUGAGCGAAUUGUAUGGUCGACUAUACGUCUAUCACGUCAAUACCUUUCUCUUCAUGGUAUUCAAUCUCGCUUGUGGCUGGUCGACCAGCUUGUCCAUGCUGAUCGUGUUCCGCUUCUUGGCUGGGGUUGCUGGCUCCUGUCCAUUAACUGUUGGCUCGGGCUCAAUCGCAGACACAUUCAGGCAGGACCAGCGUGGGAAGGUGAUGAGUAUCUGGACGUUCCCCAUCCUGUUUGGACCAAGCAUGGGACCAGUGGUGGGCUCCUACCUAUCCGAGAUCGGCUGGGAGUGGAACUUUUACCUGCUGGGAAUCUGUACCGCCGUCCUCUUGAUCGUGGCGCUCAUCAUUCAAAGAGAAACCUACCCUCCAGUCCUCCUCGAACGGAAAGCCAAGCGACUCCGCAAGCAAACGGGCAACGACAAACUCCGAUCGGCACUCCAAUCGAGCAAGACGCCUGGGCAACUGAUCUUCUUCAGCGUGGUUCGUCCGACAAAGAUGCUGGUCCUUUCGCCCAUCGUUUUUGGACUCUCGCUGUACAUUGCCGUGGUUUAUGGCUACCUGUACCUCCUGUUCACGACCAUGACAUUCGUCUUCCGGGAUCAGUACGGAAUCAGCCCCAGCAACGUCGGGCUGGUCUAUCUUGGUAUUGGACUCGGCCAGUUCAUCGGCCUGCUGUUGUUCGGGGCUUAUUCGGACAAAUUGCUGAGGAGGAUGGCCAAGGGAGGUGAGAUGAAGCCCGAGUACAGGUUGCCGCUGCUUUGGCCUGGCGCCAUCAUUGCCCCUCUAGGUCUCGUUCUGUAUGGCUGGACCGCGCAGUACAAAGUCCAUUGGAUUGUCCCCAUCCUGGGCACGACCAUGCUUGGAGCGGGCCUUGUGGGGUCGUUCAUGCCAGUCGGUGUUUAUCUCAUCGACGCAUACACCGUCUACGCGGCGAGCGCCAUGGCAGCCAACACGGUCCUUCGCAGCCUUGGAGGCGCUUUCCUACCUCUUGCGGGACGAGACAUGUACAAUGCCCUGGGACUCGGGUGGGGGAAUUCUCUGCUGGCAUUCAUUGCGUUGGGCAUGUCGCCGAUGAUAUGGUUCUUUCUGAAGUAUGGUGAGAGGAUAAGGACGCAUCCAAAGUUCCAGUUGAAUUUAUGA